Messenger RNA from Lolium rigidum, 967 nucleotides. RefSeq names its product peptidyl-prolyl cis-trans isomerase-like. The record is from RefSeq and is a predicted model, not a curated record. The coding region runs from base 1 to 723 and encodes 240 amino acids. The transcript is spliced from 6 exons. Gene Ontology annotation, molecular function: peptidyl-prolyl cis-trans isomerase activity. Lineage: Eukaryota; Viridiplantae; Streptophyta; Magnoliopsida; Poales; Poaceae. Gene Ontology annotation, biological process: protein folding; protein peptidyl-prolyl isomerization.
AUGGCGUGCAGGCCGGCCGUGUCCGCCCCCUCCGCCCUCGCGCCGGCGCCACACCACCGCCUCGUCUUCGCCCGCAGCCGCGCCAGGGGAGGCGCUGCCCGCCCGCUCCGCUCCAGCUCCGCGGUGUCGCUCAGGCUCGGCGCGCGCCGCGCCCCGGCCGCCGCCUUCGUCGUCCGCGCGGCGGUUGCAGAGGGUGACGUGGAGCUCCAGGCCAAGGUAACCAGCAAAUGCUUCUUCGAGGUUGAGAUCGGCGGGGACCGCGUGGGCAAGGUGGUCAUCGGGCUCUUCGGCGAGGUCGUCCCCAAGACUGUCGACAACUUCCGCGCCUUGUGCACUGGCGACAAAGGGUAUGGAUACAAGGGCUGCUCCUUCCACCGAAUCAUCAAGGAUUUCAUGAUUCAGGGUGGGGAUUUCCAGGAAAACAACGGCACUGGUGGGAGGAGUAUUUAUGGUGAAUGCUUUGAUGAUGAAAACUUUACAUUAAAGCAUGUUGGCCCCGGUGUACUAAGCAUGGCCAAUGCGGGCCCUGACACAAACGGAAGCCAGUUUUUCAUUUGCACUGCGAAGACACCAUGGUUGGACGGCCGCCACGUCGUGUUUGGACAAGUCUUGGAGGGCAUGGACGUUGUGAAGGAGCUUGAAUCGCAAGAAACCAGCAGGUCCGAUACUCCUAAGCUGCCCUGCCGAAUUGUGGAUUGUGGUGAGCUGCCCUUGGACGGCUGAAAAGCUUAAUGGCUCAGUGCUCAGGGUCAAUAAUGGGGUUUUGCCCAGGACAUCCUCCUUCGUUUUUUGCGCGGUUUGAGAAAGGAUUACUUGAAUCUCCAACUAGCUAGUCAACUACAAGUACAGGAAUCUUAUGAGGCUCGUUUCACCAGUGUAACGUUGUUACAGGAAACUGAAAUAAUGCUCAUGUGUUUGAACAUGAUUUACUCUUUGUCUGCUAAUGAAAAUGGAAAGUCUUUUGUUA